AUGGGCGGCAUCGCCGAGGAGUUGGCCCGGGCCGGCGCCAACCUGGUCUGCGUCGACAUCCGCGAGGACCACGCCGUAAAAUGCGCCGCGGCCAUUGUCGCCGAGGGACAUGAGGCCAUCGGCGUAGCCUGCGACGUCACCGACGAGGACCAGGUGGUCGCCGCGAUCUCCAAGGCCACCGGACGGUUUGGGGGCGUGGACAUCCUGGUCAACGGCGCGGCCCAGUUCAACUUCAAGGGCGUGCUGAACAUGCCGUUGGACGAGUGGCGGCGCCAGACCGACAUCAUUCUCACCGGCGCGUUUCUGUUCACCAAGCACAUGGCUCAAUUGAUGAUCCAGCAGGAUCGAAAGGGCAAUAUCAUCAACAUCAUUUCCACCGCGGGACAUCAGGGUGAACCCGGCAACGUGGGCUACGGUACUGCCAAGGGCGGACUGCUCAACUUCACCCGGUCUGUGGCCAUGGAAUUGUCCGCCUACGGCAUCAGGGUCAACAGCCUGACUCCAACCGCCACUGACCAGUCCGAAGGACGGGAGCGGGCCGCCAGAUGGGGGGUGGAUUGGCCAGGACCCCGCCUGGGACAACGCGCGGCUGGACUAAUCCCGGACGCCAGCAGAGGCGCCCCCUUGCUCAGGCUCCCGGGUCCGACACACUACGGCAAGGCAGCGGUGUUCCUGGCGUCCGACGACGCUGAAAUGAUUACCGGAUUCGAUCUGCGCGUGGAUGCCGGCGCCAUUUCGAGGUACUGGAUCUGGUCACCGGGCGACGCUUAG
Messenger RNA from Geodia barretti, 771 nucleotides. NCBI's taxonomy places the organism in Eukaryota, Metazoa, Porifera, Demospongiae, Tetractinellida, Geodiidae. The record is from the annotation of a GenBank genome assembly.